ACUUUAAAGAUUAUCAGCGACGCCUACUCUUAUCAGCUUGAUGUUGUUUAUGAAGUCAACAAUAAUGUUAGCGACAAAAGAACUCUAGCCCUGUGGGCAGACAUGUAUGUCUUAGCUUCAAUGUUACUGACAAGAGAUUCUUUUGAGAACAUUGCUUUAGACAUUUUCUUUGGAAGUACAAUGGAUCAAGAAGGGAAUACAUUUCUGUAUUACAAUUAUUGGACGGAAGCUAUAUAAAACAAUUAUAAGGUGAUGAAAGGCACGUCUGUUCCCGAACGUGUGACGGUUCUUUUUCAGAUUAAAUACAAUACAUCUCUGACAAGUGACUCGCACCGAAGUAUUAGUUUGUCCAGGACUCUGACUUGCAGUUUUCUUACAUUUAAAAAUUCUAGUUUUACAGUAGAGUGGAACCAAAGAAAACGAUUGGAACAUGUCAUGCUGACCCUAGAUGUUGGUGGAAUCACGCUAAUUAUCUCCAACAUGUCAGAUAUAAAUAGCAUGGUACUGACCGAAAACAAUGAGCUUAACAUUUGUGCAGACAUCUUAGAUAAAUAUAUCAACAAGACCAGAUCACGUGGUACAAAUAGACCUAUGGAUGGAGUUUUAUACUUAUGUGCAUACAUUUUAACCUAUAUAUGUUUAAGUGCAUCAGAGUUGUGUCUCUUGAUAACUUUGAUUACGUACCUUGUUUUUGCUGAGUUGAGAACUGUUCCAGGUAUAAACAAUAUUUUCCUCACUUUGAGUCUUUUUCUUGCACAGUUGGCUUUGAUCAUGGCUUCAAAUGUGUAAGUAGUCUUGUGUUUAGCUGAUAAAUUCAAAUGUUCAUUUAUGUAAAAUAUUUAAUGUCCUUUUAGAUUGCAGAUACAAAGAGUUUUAGAACCUUAAUUUGUAUAAUUAUUUUUUCAUGUCAAAAUUUUACAAAGUGUAUCAUAUAUGUCAUUUUCAGACCAACACCCAGUGCUCUGUGUACAUAUAUUGGUAUUGUGACACACUUCUUGUGGCUGUGGCACUUUUCUUGGAGUUUUCUGUGUAGUCUUCAUAUGUUUAGAAUUUUUACUGCCAACAUUCCAAACGUAUCUUCAAGAACUGUCGCGCUCAGUAUACGUACACUAAAGUUGAUGGUGCUCACGAUGAUUGUAUCGGUCUCAAUAGUGAUUGUCGUCAUUAUCUCAUCAUACUUGACGUCACAGACUAUUGGUUACGGAAAGAAAACUUGCUAUCUGGACUCUGCAUUUCUUAUUGGUGUUUCAAUGGUUGCUCCAGCCUGCGUUGUUUCUUUAUGUAAUUUGGCAUUUCUGGUGACGACAAUUGUCAGUAUACACAGAGUCAGCUCACUCUUAACAUUUGAUUCUGUAAAAAAGGACCAAUACAAAAAUCUUAUCCUUUACAUCAAGCUGUCAUCUGUGACGAGUGUGUACUGGAUUGUAGCCGUACUAGCUGAGGCUGUAGAAAAUGACAUUUUGAGGUUUAUUUCCAUCUUACUGAAUGGACUUCAAGGUGUUUCGAUAUUCAUCUCUUACACUUGUAACAGGAGAGUCUACCAACUGUAUUUCCGUUCUUCAACGUCACAAAGUUCUUCUUGAUUUUUUUCUUUUAUAUAACGAUGUAGGCCUACUAAUAUUCAAAUGUCAAUAAUAAGACAAACACAUUUUUGUUACAUCUUAUCCUAUA
Messenger RNA from Biomphalaria glabrata, 1671 nucleotides. RefSeq lists its product as uncharacterized. Gene Ontology annotation, biological process: G protein-coupled receptor signaling pathway. NCBI's taxonomy places the organism in Eukaryota, Metazoa, Mollusca, Gastropoda, Planorbidae. The coding region runs from base 1041 to 1583 and encodes 180 amino acids. The record is from RefSeq and is a predicted model, not a curated record. Gene Ontology annotation, molecular function: G protein-coupled receptor activity. The transcript has 3 exons. Gene Ontology annotation, cellular component: membrane.